Messenger RNA from Carya illinoinensis, 3265 nucleotides. RefSeq names its product transcription termination factor 1-like. The record is from RefSeq and is a predicted model, not a curated record. The transcript has 4 exons. Lineage: Eukaryota; Viridiplantae; Streptophyta; Magnoliopsida; Fagales; Juglandaceae. The coding region runs from base 826 to 2652 and encodes 608 amino acids.
CCCAACCUCCUCUCUCUCUCUCUCUCUCUCUCUCUCUCUCUCCUUCCCAAGAAAGCCUUUCAGGAGCAGGAGCCACCGUCGAAUCCGUUCCCCACUGCCGAUCUCGGAUUCUUCGUCGACCGAUAAAACCUUUCCCGAUCUCGGAGUUGACGAAAGGACGGAAACCACUCUGUGGUCUUGCGAUUUUCGUGCGACUACGGUGGGUAGGUUGCGCCGGUCUGGAAUUCCUCCACUGGUGGUAUGCGGCGGCGUGAAGAUGUGGGAGGAGGUGGGUUGAUGGGUAACGAGAGAAGAACACAAGGUUGAGACAGAUGAACGGUCUGGUUUCUAAUUUUGCUUUGGUGCGAAGCAAUCCAGAGAUGAAGAUGUGUGUUUAGUGACGUGUCAGCUCUUUAUUGGUGUCCAUUAAACUCAAUAUAUCGGAUUGACCUGCCUAAAGAGGAACUCUUCUUAAAUCUGUCUGUUCCUAUACUUCAGUUCACUUGCCGAGAGAGUCUGAACCCUAGGAUCACAACACGACCAUUGGAGCCGCCUUCAACUUUCGCCAGCUUGCUGUUAGUUCCUUGGGAAAGUCCAGGUAAAUAAAUUUCUCUCAACUCGUAUUCUUUCCCCCGUUUCAGUACGAUCUCUCUCUUCCGCUUCAUCUCCCACUUUAAUUGGGACGAGUUGGAUCGGCUUCAAUUUAGGGGUCAAGUCCUAUUUUUUUUUUCACAAUCCAGAGUAUUCUACCUGUUGAGAGAGGCGAUUUCAGGCUGCAAUUAAGGAGGCUGGAAUAUUAGGGAAUUGGAAUUUAUUUUGUAUCCAAGUCCAAAGAUUUGGCUGAGGAUGAAUGAAGAGGUUGGAAAGAAAAGGGAGAAGAAUAAAAACAAAAAUGAGAAAGGAGAAAAUUAUGAAAGUAAAGAUGGGAAAGACAGAGACAAAAAGGAGAAGAAGAAAAGCAAGAGAGAAAUGGAGGGUGUUAAUGUUCUAGUGAAGAAUAGCUUGACUGAUGCAGAGGUUGGAAAGAAAAGGGAGAGCUCUAACGGAGAAGUGUUGGAAAAGGCUGAGCCUGUAAAGAAAAAGAGAAGGAAAGAGAAUAAAAAAAUUAAUAAUGAUAUGGGAGCUGGACUACCGGAGAUCGUAACUGACAAACCAAGUGACAAUAGAAAGGGAGUUGACAACAAUCAAUCUAUUGCCAAUCAAGGCAAUGCUUAUUCAUAUAAGAAUGAGAUUGGAGAGAGAAACUUAGGCGCUGUUAGUGCAGAAGAUCACAAGGAUGCAAAGAAGAAAAAGAAGAAGAAGGCCCAAUCAGAUAAACAUGUUUCAGAAGGAAAUGGGAUUGGGGAGAAUAACCUUCAUGCUGUUAGUGCCGUAGUUGACAACAAGGAUGCGAAGCAGAAAAAGAACAAGAAGGCCGAACCAGGUAAAUAUGUUUUAGAAGCAAAUUGUGAUAAAGGUGCCGAAGAUGACAAGGAUGCCAAGCAGAAAAAGAAGAAGGAGAAGAAAAAGAAGAUGGUCAAACCAGAUAAACAUCAUGAGAUUGGGGAGAGGAACGUACAUGUUCUUAGCACUAAAGAUGACAACAAGGAUGCCGAGCAGAAAAAGAAGAAGAAGAAGAAGAAGAAGAAAGCGGAAUCAGGUAAACACGUUUCAGAAGGAAAUUGUGGUAAAGAUGCAGCAAUAACCAAGAAAGAUUUUGGGAUCACUUGUGAGAAUUCUACACCUGGAGGAACGUCUAAGAGAGUGAGUUUCUCAGAUCGUGUGGAGGUUUUUACUUCAUCUGAUGGUCCAAUUGAUAGUGAUCGGGAUGACAACUUAAUACGUGGCAAAAGGUUUUCACGAGAAGAAGAUGAGAUGAUUAAAAAGGCCGUUCUCAACUAUAUUGAAGCAAAGGGCUUGGGUGAUGAAGGCCUAAACAUGGUUCUCCACUGCAAGUCUCAUGCUGAACAUAAAAAUUGUUGGAAGGAUAUAGGAGCAGCCUUACCUUGGAGGCCUUACAAGAGUGUAUAUUAUCGAGCCCAUAUUUUGUUUGAAAGGAGUGAAGAGCGAAAAUGGACCAAUGAAGAGUAUGAACUUAUUCGAAGUUUCCAUGAAAAACAUGGAUCAGAUUGGAGACAGUUGGCUGAUUUUCUUGGCAAACAUAGGGUUCAUGUAAAGGAUGCAUGGCGAAGAAUAAAAUUGCCCAAUAUGAAGAAAGGUCGUUGGUCCCAAGAGGAGUAUCAAAAACUAUUUGAUUUAGUUAACAUGGAUUUGCGCAUGAAAAUCUUUGAAGAAAAGAAAUCUAAACACGGUAUGUUGCGAGAUAAUAUCGCAUGGGAAGCCAUUAGCAACAGUUUAUCCACCAGAAGCAAUGUUUUGUGUUGCCAAAAAUGGUAUACCCAAUUAACGUCACCUAUGGUAACUGAAGGUAUAUGGGCGGAUGCUGACGACUAUCGCCUAGUGGAUGUUCUUUAUGCCUUGGAUGCUUGCUGCAUUGAAGAUGUAGAUUGGGAUAAUCUGCUUGAGCAUAGGUCUGGGGAUGUAUGUCGGAGGCGUUGGGAUCAGAUGCUCAAACAUAUUGGUGAGCAUGCCAGCAAGUCAUUUACUGAACAAGUCGAAGUCCUAUCAAAACGGUAUUGCACAGACGUACUUGAAGCAAGAGAGAUCUAUGAUAGCAAGCCUGCAGUUUUGUGAGGGCAAUGUCAUUAUUAGGUUAAACUCAAUUUCAGGUUGGUGAUGCUCUGACACAGUUAUAUCACAAUUUCAGGCUUUUUAAUUCUUCUGUGGCCUGCUAUGUUGGGUGAUGCAAUCGAGGGGGAAAAAACAGAAAAAAAGACUGUUGAAUCACUUGGUCGGUAGGGCCAGUUGUAUGCAUCCCCUUUCUUUUGCCUGAAUCAUUUUCCUGGAAGGAUCGGCCGCCUAUACUUCCAGUUGGGAAUCAUCAAUUCUGUGGUGGCAUGACAUGCUUAAAGACAUGGUGCAUCAAAUCAAAAAACCAAAAAAAGAAAGAGGGGCUGUUUGUACGCAUUAGAGUGGCUACUGAGACUUUGUAUUUGGAAUUUUUCAUGGAUACAAUUGGGAUGUGAUCUUCUUAAUGCUGUUGAGAAGUGCGUUUCCUUUCAUAGUCAUCAUUUCGCUGGUUUUACAUCUAUCACUACAUCCGAAUAUGUUGUUCCACGUGUUUUUCAGAAACAGCAUCUGCUUCCCGUUUGUUAUUUUCCUAAGAGAAAUGUGCUAAUGUGUCUGUGUCCUAUUUUCUUACAGACCUUUAAAAAAUCCUCAAGUUGCCAUGGUUGUUGUUUGUUUA